AUGAUGGUAACUCAAAAGCAGAGUUUGCCUUCUUUUUCCAGCUUUCUUUCUGUUUUGUCUAUUUUAUUUUACUGCGCCGGGUUUUUGAGAGUUGAAUUAGAGUUAAAUGAACAGAAGAAGAGAAUUAACGCUCUUGAAAACAACACAAAGACGGAGCGGCGACCAUCAGACGAACGAAGUGUUGUGGAGAUAACAAAGACACGUUCUUCCCGUAAGUUUUUAGAUUUCUUUACUGUUUAACUUUGGAGAUGUAACUGUGCUGUUAGGUUUUGUGAUAAGAAACCCAAUACGUCAGUCUAUUCUUAGUGACUGAAAUUAACCAGUAGAAAGGAUACGAAAUGCUCAUCGUACCCUGAGGAGAAUCGAGUUGGCAUGUUGCCACUUGAAAUUAGCUACACAUACAUAAACAGAGGUCAUUCGUAACAUACUGUCGUCUUUUCAUCCAAAGUUUCUACGUAAAAUAUUUUUUACCCAAUCAAAGCUCCCUAAAACAGACAUGAAAGGGACAAGGCCAAGUGUCUGCAUUACAGAGGUACCGUAAAAUUCCGAAAAUAAGCCCCGGGGCUUAUAUUCUUCAAAGGCCCUUUUUGAGGGGCUUGUUUUUGGAGGGGCUUAUAUUCGGAGGGGCUUAUCUACGGAGGGAAAUUUACGUUUCACAAUCGAUUGGGCUAACCAUAUAGUUAGAAGUAAAUUUACCGUUUUUGCUUUGUUUUACUUUGUAUUUGAGGGCACUUUUCCAAGUACAAGCCCCCGGGGGGCUUAUAUUUGGAGGGGCGAUUUAACGGAGGGCUUUUUGCGUUACCGGAUUGGGGGGCUUAUAUUUGGAGGGGCUUAUUUUCGGAAUUUUACGGUAUCCGCUUAUAGAGGAAGGAAUUCUAUCAAAAUUGUAUCAAUUUUUUAUGUUUAGGGCAAAUAUAACUACCCAUGAAAGAGAGAGAUCGGUAUUAUUGAGGUUAGACUGUAUUCGUUUUGCCCCUUCCCUCGACAAUUUGUUUCGGCGAUGCAGCGAUUGGAUUAGGCUCUGGUGAACCACCAGCCCGAACCAGUCUCCAUCGGCUACAGGUGCAAGAUUGAGAGAGAAGUCUGGGUAUGAGAGGCAGCAUGAACCACCGAAUUUGAAGAUAAUCAAGCAGGCUCUGUUGAUUUUCUACAAGGCAGAGGGUUAGGGCAGCCCCUAAAGAAACACAAGAAAGGGAAUAUAUAACAAAUUUUCAUCAAAUAAAAAAAUAUAUAUGAUUCUCAAGCAGUUUAUGAACUCAGGAUAAAAUUUAAUAGCUGCUGAGCGGCUAUUAUUAUUUAUCGGUAUCAUUCGAACUUUAUAACAAUGAACAGUUUUGUUUAUUUUUUUUUUCCUUUCUAGAUCUUCAAUUCCCCAUACUUCAUAGGAACAGGCUCUAUAAGCGUCAGGCUGAUUCAACCAACACAAACAGCACAAAUUCUGUGGACCAAACGGUGCGGAAAAUUAAGAAGCUUUUAUCUGAGGGCAAACUGCAACUUUGUCAUUCAAAAGGUGCUAUGUGCCCAUUUCCAGGCCCUCCAGGUCCACCUGGACCGAGAGGAGAAAAAGGAGCCAGGGGACGAAGAGGACAGAGAGGGAAACCUGGAAACAAAGGAGAUCAAGGCAUUAUGGGGUCACCAGGAAAGAGUGGCAAGCAAGGCAUCAGGGGAGCUGUUGGGCUGCCUGGCGAAGCUGGUAUUAAAGGACAGAAAGGAGAUACAGGUCCCGCAGGCAUGCCGGGACCGAAAGGAGAGCCUGGCGAAUCAUUUUCAGCACCUUCCGUUGCUCUUUCUCCCUCAAGGGUAACUGUGAACGAGAGUGGAUCAGCCACGUUUCAGUGUUCAGCUACUGGUAACCCUCAACCUGCGGUAGUGUGGAGUAAACUGCCGAAUCAAUUACAAAUAAGCCAGUCAGCGGUUUCAGGAGGAAUUCUGCGUUUACAGAACGUGAAAGGAAGUGAUGGAGGUGUGUAUAAAUGUUCAGCGGCAAACGUCUUAGGACAGGCGCACGCAUUGGGUCACCUGGUAGUAAACGGUGAGUUUAUGAAUCUCUUUUCUUUUUCAUAAUACGUCCUUUAAUUUAUUCAGACGAUAGAAAACCUCCCAGAAUGCACCACAAUAUCAGCAGUUGUCCCAAAAAAGUACGAGACUGACAUUCAAAUCGCAGCUAACUACAAUACGCACAUCACUGGUCAUGUGUUUCUUGCCCUUAUUAUGGUAUAGAUUCUACAAGAGUCAACGUCUUCCUCUUUAUUUUAAACUCAUGGCCUUCCCUCCUCCAGUUAGGCGAGUAUCUGCAAAACACGUAUUUCUAGUGUAAGAACAUUUGACCAUUUAUUCUGUGCUAGUGCCAGGAAACAGGAAACCUGCCUCUUUUUAUUAACUAAUGAGCGUCCUAAUAAUAUUAACUUCUUUCGUUUUGCAGUUCGUCCUUCCAUAUCUCUUAAUCCGGGACCCUUUUACGUCGUUGAAGGAAGUAAUGCUACCCUACCAGUUUGUCACGUGACUGGUCAUCCUGCGCCUUUGGUCACAUGGAGUAAGUCAUUUGGUCAGCUACCCCCGGGGAGGGUACAGAGUAACAAAACUGUCAUGAAACUGUUUGGGGUCCGUAAGGUUGAUUCUGAUAACUACAUAUGCACUGCGACUAAUCUGUUAGGAACUGUCGUAAAACGAACUGUUUUAGUAGUGGUCUCCCUCCCUAAAUUCAAUGUAAAGCCACCAGAAAAAGUUACUGCGUUGAUUGGCGAAACAUUUACUUUGAACUGCACUGUUACCGGUGAUCCUCAGCCAGUCGUGAACUGGAAAAAACAAGGAGCACAAUUUCCAGUUGGACGAAGCCAGGAGAUCAAUGGUGUGUUAUUUAUCAGAAACACGAAAAAGGAAGAUGCAGGGAAUUACAUUUGUGCUGCAAGGAGUGCAGGGUUUUUUACCGUAGAAACUGUCACAUCUGUUGAGGUUCUGCUUCCCAAAGGUAAACAAAGAUUUUUUUUAUUACUAGAGGUGAAUAUAUAUUAUUUUCAAAUCACUCAAGUCUGUGUCAGAUCUUAUUUUUCUUUUUAGUCGGAACAAUAACAAUAAUAAUAACAAUAACAGUAAUAAUGACAAUGACAUGGAAAAUGAUAGUAACAACGCCGAAGUGCGAUGUCAUGAACAUUUAACCUCGUUCCCAGGUUCCGUAGGGACGGAUAGGAGAGAAUUCUGGGAGCGAGGUUGGUGAAUAGUAACAUUUUUAAAAUUACGAUAUUUGUUGAGAUCUUAAAAAAAAAGCAAGAUCAGUGGUCUGGUAAGAUUAAAAAUGCUUCCCAGCCAAAGAUCAGUUUGUCAGGGAAAAUUGGCCAUGAGAUAUUAGUUCUCUUAUGAUUACUGAUAACCCCGCAUUCAAAUCCUUCUAACUUUGACUUGUGUCAGAACGAUCGAUAUGGAAAAUUUGUAUGGAGUUUUACCAGAUUGUAACCGUAACUGCGCUAUCAAACUGCAGGAAAAUGCUUAUUUUUAAUCUUGUUAUUCCAGAAUAUCCGGACAAAACCCAUACACGUAUGUCAUAAAUUUACUUUUUAUGACGUCUUCUCUUUAUCGCGCUGUACUCGUUUCUCCUAUUGUGCAAAUUACUUUAGGGUGGAUUCGUUUGCAGUAUAGGCGUUUUUCAAAGAAUGUUUCUGAGCUUGAAAAAAUGAAAAAAUUCUAACGAGAAAUUGCAAUGGCUUUACGCGAAUGCUGCAAAUGAAUUCACUCUAACAUGGGAUUCAAUUUUGUGCAAUUGGGAGCGAGUGCCAAACCAUAAUUCUGUGUGUUUCAAGUUUGUUGUGUAUCUGAAUUAUUUUGACGAAUUAGUGCUCUUAAAAAUUCACCUUUGUUUGUUUCAGUACAGUAUGUACAUAUGGUAAAUGAUGUCUUAUUUUUUUUUCUUCCCCUUUCAGAUUGCUCUGAUCUGUUUAAGUCAGGCCGUACUCAGAAUGGAGUGUACUCUGUGAAUCCAGACGGUAGAGGAUCCUUUAAUGUAUAUUGUGACAUGCGCAACGAUGGAGGAGGGUGGACCGUGUUCCAGAGAAGACAAGAUGGCUCGGUAGACUUCUAUCGCGGAUGGAACUAUUAUAAAUCAGGCUUUGGUCAGCUGACGGCUGAGUUCUGGUUAGGAAACGACAAGAUCCAUAGGCUGACGGCUGCUAGACCCAGCACUCUACGAGUGGAGCUAGAGGACUGGAAUGGAGUAAGAGUGUAUGCCAAAUAUGGCAAGUUUAACAUUGCUGAUGAGCAGGCGAAGUAUCGACUUGAAGUGGGUUCAUAUUCAGGGACGGCGGGAAAUUCGUUAGCAUAUCAUAAUACCCUGAAUUUUAGCACAAAAGACAGAGAUAAUGACAAAUGGAGAAAUAACUGUGCUGCAAGUUGCUCUGGUGCCUGGUGGUACAACGCGUGCUACUAUUCCAGUCUUAACGGAAAAUACUUGAGAGAAAAACGUGAUCAGAGAGGUGUCACGUGGGAUCACUUCAGAGGUUCUCUUUCACUUAAAUUUGCUGAGAUGAAACUGAGGCCUUCAUCUUAG
Molecule: messenger RNA, 4537 nt
Organism: Porites lobata
Lineage: Eukaryota; Metazoa; Cnidaria; Anthozoa; Scleractinia; Poritidae
Source: the annotation of a GenBank genome assembly